Messenger RNA from Opisthorchis viverrini, 417 nucleotides. RefSeq lists its product as hypothetical. The record is from RefSeq and is a predicted model, not a curated record. NCBI's taxonomy places the organism in Eukaryota, Metazoa, Platyhelminthes, Trematoda, Opisthorchiida, Opisthorchiidae. The transcript has a single exon. The coding region runs from base 1 to 417 and encodes 138 amino acids.
AUGCCGAUCGACCACAGGUGGUCAGCUAAAUUGCUGUUGAAAUUGUUCAACCGUUCUCAUUUCCUAAACGUAGAUGUAGAUACAGUCGGUUACGCCAUUUCAAAAGCGGAUGUCCCAGCAUGUAUACGAACAACACCUCCCAGCAAGGGUCAAGGAAUGUGUGUUGCUCAAAGUGAACUUGAUUUGGUGGUUUUGUUAAGCUGGCUUUACAUCAUGGUUGGAGAGCUAUCAAUGCUCAGGCGCGGUGUGCCCACCUUGUGCGCUGCUGAACGAUCCACCAAGAAAGAGCAACAAAACAACUAUUUCACCCCAAUCACCGGUAGUGCCCGUGAACCAGCGAAAACCGAUAGCUCACCGUCACACCUUUCAGAUAGUGAUGGAGUUAUUUGUCUAUCUUUGGAGUUGGCUUCCAUGUGA